GAGGGGGCGGGUCGCGCGCGCACGCGGGUUGCUCGCUCCCGACGGCCCGUCGCUCCGUCGCUCCGCCGCUCCGCCGCAGCGAUGGUUCCCGGCGGAGAUCGCGCCGUCUCGCCCGUGCUGCGCGCCGCCGUGAAGCUCGCGCCCGCGCUGCUGGGGGUCGUCGUCGUCGUCCUGGCCGCUUGGGCGCUCUUCGUCGCGUGCCGGCGCUGGAGGGGCCGCAGCGCGGAGGAGGAGGACAAAGGACGAGAGACACCAGAAGACGGUCGCGGUGAAGUCCAGAAGCGCAGAGAGAUGACGCCGCUGCUUGGCGCCAACCAGGAACUGGGUCGCAGCGCGGAGCCGGGGGACAAGCGGCGGCGCUCUGCCGAGGUGAGGAGCAGGAACCGGCCUCCUGAGGAAGAUCUGAGCAGCGCCGAGGACCGUGGCGCCAAGCGGGGCGAAGACCUCACCGCAGAUGGCGGCCAGACGGGCGACCGUCCCGGACGCGUUAGCGACGAUCGUCGUGAGGAAGGUCGGGGGCCGGCGGACGGAGGUCACUACGGAGAACCUGGAGCGGAAGGCUCGGCAAGCGAGAGGAAGAGGGUGCCCGAGAGCGCCGACGCUGCCGGGAGCACACGAAGCCUAGAGGAGACAGGUGCCGACGCUCCGGUGCCGGAAGGUCAUCGCGAACAGGGUGACGCUCCACACACCCAUCUCAACGGCCCGGCUGGGGCAAGAAAUGAGGGGCGCGGUGCGAGCCGGCGGGAACGUGGCCACGGUGAUGUGCCGAGGGCCACGGAGCUCAGCGAGGGUCGCCAGGAGGUCGCCGCGGACAAGAGGGUCGUGGCCGUGCCGCCCAUGCCCCAGGUGGCGGACGUCCACUUCCGUGUCCACUACGUGACCGCGUCGCCGUGGCAACAGCUGGCAGUGACGGGCAGCGUUCCGGAGCUCGGUGGCUGGAACGGCUUCGUGACCCUGGACGCGGCGGCCGCCGGCUUUUGGUCCAGGUCAGUGGCGCUCCCUGCUGACAGCCACGUGGAGUGGAAGUUUGUGCUGGUAGAAAAUGGCAAGAUCCAGCGGUGGGAGGAGUGCGAGAACCGGCGCCUGGACACGGUGGGGGGCACAGACCUGCAUCUGCACCGCUGGUGGGGCUUCCAGUGAGCACCGGGAGCGUGAGGAGCGUCCAGCCCAUCUCGCUUGGACGCCACAUGCUCUCAGUGCGCUAAAGGCUCACGACGGGAGCGCGUCCCCUAAUACACACCAUAUAAGUUCUGCAAAUUCCUCGCAGAUUAACAAACAUUUUAUCUGUCUCUUUAGCUCAUCCCCAUACCGCGGCUUUUGGCGUUACGAAUUUUCCGGCGUACAAACAUUUUCUCCCCGACUUCUGUCGUCAGCACAACGGACCCGUGACCUGUGUUUCGCCCCUCAGCCACUAGGUGGAAGUAAAGGGUCUCCAGACGACAGGGCAGCGUGGGACCCCUUUCGUUCAACUCAACGUCACGGUGUUUACAGCUCCGUCUGCUGUUGCUCUCGAAGGCGGAGCACGAGAAGAGGAAGAGUUCCUCCAACACACAGUCUGUACGGCAAAUCGUCACAGAGACGUCGUUCGUUACUGUGAAAUAGCAGUAGUUUUACCGGAACAAGUGUAAUUGAUUCUCGAAUCCCCAAAUUUACUGCAAUUCAUGCUAAAAUAUUAGUAAAUCCCAUUAAAAAGGCCUCGGUUACUCCAGUCAUUUAAUGGCUCCGUAACGCUGCGUGACCCUGUAGCUGUAAAGACCGUGAAGCGAAACGCUCGUCCAACAACAGACGGCGAAGGAGCGCUGUGUGUAAAGAGUGCAUUAGAAAGAAAAAAAAAAAGAAAAAAACAGAAAAAGCAUUUUACUAUGUUUACUGUGGUGCAGCGUGGAACAUUUAUGCUUAUGAAAUGCAGACCUCUUUCGUAACUCCCCGCUGUUUCCGUCCUCCUCCUGGAACCCGAGCUGCUCGGGUUCCGCUUUAUGCUGCUCUCUUACUCGUCCCUCCCGUUCGAACGAUGGGGCACAGAAGCGAUACGUGUUAAUAAAAUUAUGUUCAAUAUGUGCGCAUGCUA
This is a messenger RNA of Scleropages formosus (Asian bonytongue), 2068 nucleotides long. Its product is annotated as starch-binding domain-containing protein 1-like. Gene Ontology annotation, cellular component: membrane. Gene Ontology annotation, molecular function: starch binding. The record is from RefSeq and is a predicted model, not a curated record. NCBI's taxonomy places the organism in Eukaryota, Metazoa, Chordata, Actinopteri, Osteoglossiformes, Osteoglossidae. Bases 82 to 1140 code for a protein of 352 amino acids. The transcript has 2 exons.